CGCGCGCUCGGGCGUUGGGCGGUUGAGCCUCAGUUCCCCUGGAGCGGGCGGAGGAGCCGGUAAAGAAGCGGAGACCGGCCGCUGCGCUGACCCCUGCCUCUCCUCCCCGCAGCACACCGGAUCGUCCCUGGCCGCCGCGGUCUGCCCAGAACGAUGCCGCUGCCCGACACCAUGUUCUGCGCGCAGCAGAUCCACAUCCCCCCGGAGCUGCCCGACAUUCUGAAGCAGUUCACCAAGGCUGCCAUCCGCACGCAGCCGUUGGACGUGCUGCAGUGGUCGGCGGGGUAUUUUUCAGCCCUGUCCAGAGGAGACCCACUUCCUAUAAAGGACAGAAUUGAAAUGCCUGUGGCCACUCAGAAGACCGACACAGGCCUGACCCAGGGACUCCUGAAGGUCCUGCACAAGCAGUGUAGCCACAAACAAUACGUGGAAUUACCAGACCUUGAGAAGAAGUGGAAAAACUUGUGUCUGCCAGUAGAAAAAUUCAGAGCUAUCCUGGAACUGGAUCCAUGUGAAGAAAAAGUGGAGUGGAUAAAAUUUUUAGCUCUUGGAUGUAGCUCCCUGGGUGGGACACUGAAUACUGCCAUGAAGAACGUCUGUGAGAUCCUCACUACUGACCCGGAGGGUGGGCCUGCUCGGAUUCCGUUUGAAACUUAUGCCUACAUCUACCAGUACUUAUCUGACCUGGACCCAGAACUCCCGGCCUCAGACACAGAGACCUAUCUUGCCACUUUAAGAGAGAAGGCAGAAUCUAAAAAGAAUGGCAUGAUAGGACUUUCGGACUUCUACGUUGCACGGAAGUCAAUAUAGGAAGCCUUGAAAAGAAAGCUCUGAAGAAUUGAAGAAUAGACCGUUAAUACAGAGAGGAACACAUUUAAUGUGGUGCUUUUGAAAGCCUUGGCGCCCAAUACAGCUUGUCAUUAACC
Peromyscus leucopus (white-footed mouse) is the source of this 926-nucleotide messenger RNA. It is a transcript of the gene Ropn1l, whose product is annotated as rhophilin associated tail protein 1 like. The transcript is spliced from 5 exons. The record is from RefSeq and is a predicted model, not a curated record. The coding region runs from base 154 to 810 and encodes 218 amino acids. NCBI's taxonomy places the organism in Eukaryota, Metazoa, Chordata, Mammalia, Rodentia, Cricetidae.